Sinocyclocheilus anshuiensis is the source of this 595-nucleotide messenger RNA. RefSeq names its product anaphase-promoting complex subunit 13-like. Gene Ontology annotation, cellular component: anaphase-promoting complex. Bases 239 to 463 code for a protein of 74 amino acids. Gene Ontology annotation, biological process: protein K11-linked ubiquitination. The transcript has 3 exons. The record is from RefSeq and is a predicted model, not a curated record. NCBI's taxonomy places the organism in Eukaryota, Metazoa, Chordata, Actinopteri, Cypriniformes, Cyprinidae.
UCAAUGAAAAGGUCCGUUCAUAAACCGUACACCGCUGUAUGGCGUUAACUUACAGAUGAAUCAUAGUCUGUUAAAGAAACAUUGUGAUUACUCAGUUUCAAUUAAUCACAUCGGCUCGACUAUGUUGUAGAAAAAUAGUUAUGUAGGCAGAAAAGGUCCAAUGAAUAGGAGAUAUCGUCAUCAAAGAGCGACAUAACAACAAACGGCAGCGCUGGACAGAAGACUGCACGGUCUGAUCAUGGACAGUGAAGUGCAGAGAGAUGGAAGAGUUCUCGAUCUCACAGAUGAUGCCUGGAGAGAAGACAGACUGCCAUAUGAGGAUGUCACAAUCCCACUGAGUGAACUUCCAGAAGCAGAGCAAGACAACGGCGGAUCGACUGAGUCAGUCAAAGAGCAAGAGAUGAAGUGGUCAGAUCUCGCCCUGCAGAGUUUGCAUGAAAACACCCCCAACAUUGGCACUUAGAUGUGAAGAUGCUCUGUCCAGUAUCUGUCCGUUAUGUGGGUCACUGAUACAAGAUUUAUGAUGCAAAAAACUAAUUUCUUGAUUAUGUGCCACUGUGAUUUGCAUUAAAAGUGUUUCAUUGUUUUGAUAUUA